This is a messenger RNA of Lacerta agilis (Sand lizard), 1488 nucleotides long. RefSeq names its product cytochrome P450 2C16-like. Gene Ontology annotation, molecular function: oxidoreductase activity, acting on paired donors, with incorporation or reduction of molecular oxygen, reduced flavin or flavoprotein as one donor, and incorporation of one atom of oxygen; heme binding; iron ion binding. Lineage: Eukaryota; Metazoa; Chordata; Lepidosauria; Squamata; Lacertidae. Gene Ontology annotation, biological process: xenobiotic metabolic process. Gene Ontology annotation, cellular component: cytoplasm; intracellular membrane-bounded organelle. The record is from RefSeq and is a predicted model, not a curated record. The transcript is spliced from 9 exons. Bases 1 to 1488 code for a protein of 495 amino acids.
AUGGAGUCUGUGACUGAGGCAGCAAUUAUCUUUCUUUUUGUGCUCUUCCUUUUUUUCUUCACAUUCUUAAAAAUGUACCAGAAGCAGGACCAACUACCUCCAGGACCUACUCCUUGGCCCCUUCUGGGGAACAUCCUGCAAAAAGAUGUGCUGCAGCUGUCACAAACCUAUCCGAAGUUCAUUAAAAAGUAUGGCCCCAUGUUUACUGUUUGGAUGGGUACAAAGCCAAUGAUUGUGCUCUGUGGAUAUGAAACAGUGAAAGAUGCUUUGGUGAAUUAUGCUGAAGAGUUUGGUGGCCAAAGCCCAAUCCCCUUCUUUACUUACAUGACCAAGGAUCGGGGGCUCAUCACCACAAAUGAGAUGAAAUGGAAAGAGCUGCGCAAGUUCACAAUGUCCACCCUGAGGAACUUUGGGAUGGGGAAGAAAACAAUGGCUGAGCAAAUACAGGAAGAGGCAAAGUGCUUGGUGGAAGCAGUGGAAGCAACACAAGGGCAGAACUUUGAUCCAAGCAACCAUGUUUUAAGUGCUGUUGCUAAUGUGAUCUGCUCUGUUCUGUUUGGGAGUCGGUAUGACUACAAAGAUCAGGACUUCCAGGAAUAUCUGUGUAUUUUGAUGGGAUUCUUGAGGUUCUUUGACACAUUUUCAGCAAAGGUGUGCAACUUCAUCCCAAAGAUAAUGGACUACCUGCCUGGUCAACAUAAGAGGACUUACUCUGAUCUUGAAAAGGUCUUUGACCUUAUUCGCCAGAAGGUAGAAUUCCACAGGCAGACCCUGGAUGCUCAGAAUCCCCGUGACUAUAUAGACUGCUUCCUUAUCAGGUCAGAAAAGGAACCAACAUUUACUAAUGACUUCUACACCACUGAGGAUCUUGUCAUGACUGUGUUUGUACUCUUUCAAGGAGGAACGGCAUCCACAACUCAAGCCUUGCUUCUCAGCUUUCUUCUGAUGACCAAGUUCCCACACAUUCAAGCAAAAGUCCAGCAGGAGAUUGAUGAUGUGAUAGGUACCAACCGCUGUCCUAGCAUGGAAGACCGCAUGAGGCUGCCUUUCACCAAUGCAGUUGUCCAUGAGAUCCUCCGUUAUGAAUUAGUCAGCAUUAACCCUGCCGCACGUAUGAUGACUCAGCCCACAAAAUUCAGAGGUUAUACAAUCCCACAGAACACUGCUGUCCUUCCAGUGAUUGUGUCUGUGCUCUUUGACCCAAUGCAUUGGGAAACUCCGGAGAAGUUUAAUCCAGGGCAUUUCUUGAACACCAGAGGUGAAUUUAGGAUGAGAGAUGCCUUCAUGCCUUUUUCUGCAGGGAAACGGGCAUGCCCAGGAGAGUCACUGGCUCAGAUGGAGCUAUUCCUGUUCUUCAGUACUUUGCUCCAGAACUUCACCUUCCAGCUGGUUGGAGAUCAAGAGAAGAUGGAUAUAAAAUCUGUGUGGUCUGAUUACUGCAGAAAUGGGGGGUAUCCUCAGUUGGUAGCAAUUAGACGUUUUGUGUGA